GAUUGUAAUUUCAAAUACAUACACUACACUGGAUUUCAAAGCCACAAUUGCCGGUUUUAUGCCCAUAAGAGGCUCAACAGAAGUUUAUUCUUGCAAAAAAACGCUACAUAUUUAGCAGCAUCACAUUUUAUUUACACAGGCACAUCGAGCAAAAAGGCAUAUUGUUAUAAUGAAUUGUUGAUGCAAUAUUGAUGCGACCAUGGGUGAUAUGAUGCCUGGUCAUGGCACAGAGGCUUUGUCAGUGUUGUAUAUGGGCUUGAGCUGCAAUGCCGGGCUUGGGCUAUAGGGGGCAGUUACCUGCUAGUUAGAGCCAGCUCAAGAACGAAGAAAUGCGGAACAGUUUUGGCUGCACUCAAUGUGUGAGUUUCUUGUAUUGAAAUGUGGAUUCGACUUUCUUGAAGGUAUGCAGUGCUGUUUUGCACUGUAGACGCCAAUAAAAGACCGGUUUGUGUCCGGUCAUCCUGCCGUCAUUGUAAUAUUAUUGCAUGAAUGCACCGCAUCAAACUUAAAUUGGUUAGCUACAGGAAGAAUUUUCAUACAGGCCAACUGCAACGCUUUGGCUAAUAUUUCGGUUGUUUGUUGGACAACCUGGUGAAAAAAGUCAGCAAAACAGACGUCAUCGUUUGUCUUUUUUACUGAUUACGCGUCUCCGUGACGCAGAGUAGGGUUGUUGUUGCGCGGCUUCACGUAGCAUUACGGUAACUGUAACCACGGCGACCAGACCAAAACAGGAAGCGUGCUUUCUGAUGGAGGGCUUCCAGCUACGGUGGACCGAUUGACCGCUUCAGCUGCGUGUAAAGCACAAUGGGGACAUCGCUGACCAGGGCAGCCCAGUGGGCCGCAUCGGACUCCGGUGGUGGCCAGCUGGAGUCCUCGCCGAUGAACGACACCCUGCUGAAUGAAAUCCUUCGCUUUGUGGAGAACUUCAGCUCCCAGAAUCCGCAAGAGGCAGAGGUGGUGUUUGAGGAGCCGCUCCAGUGGAGCACCACUUUAGCGCCGUCUGAUUUCACAGCAGACUAUGACAUCAGAGAGUCAGACGUGGAGUCCCAGGAGAAAGACGACGAGGGGUGUCCGCUGUUGCGCCUCUCUCCCCCGACCGUUUGUGUCCGCAACUUCAGCCAACUCUCCAAACUCGCAUGCGUGGCAAACGAGAAGAAGCUGCAGGAAGUUCAGGCGUGCGUUGAAGAGAACAGAAAGCCUCUGGUGAAGAUUCUCGGUCCCAACAUUGCCGCCCUCCACAAGGCUGCAAAGGCUGACCGAGGGAAAGAGCAGCAGCAGAGCAAGGAUGCUGACGUCAAAGUCAAGCUGCUCCGCCUUCUCCAACAUGCCGACAAGCAGAUCCUCCGCAAGCUCAUGAAAGAAAUAUCAGAAAAGGUCGAGCUCAAUCCCACUGCAGUGAAGAAAGAAGUGGAAUUUUUAAAGAACAUUUGCAGCACUGGGGAGAAUAGAUUGUUAAAGUUGGUGCGAUACACAUCAGACUAUGAAUUUCCAAAUGGGUGCCGCGCCCCUCUGUGGCGCCAACUAGAAGGUGAGAUGUUUUACCUCGUGAUCGAGCCCUACGAUACGGAGACGCUCUACAUCACCUGCAGCAACACCGGGGUCUUUUUCAACAUGGGCAUCAAGCCGGAGGGGGACGAGAUCGCCUACGAGCGGACCGGCGAUGUGUUCAAGGACCUGGUGUCGCUGCUGAAGAGCAAAUCUCAGGUGUUUGCUGAGAACAUCGACUCACAGGAAUUUCGAGAACCUCCACCUCCACGCGCGCCAAAGCCUCAUGUGGAAUUAGUGGACGCACAGACGCAGCUUUCGCUGAAAACUUCUCGAUGGAAGGAUCUCCGUUUGUCUGGUGAAGCAGAUGAGAAGAAAAACGGCAAAGACGCUGACGAGAAAAACGAUGGGUCCAAGAAUAAAGCGAAUUUCUCCGAGGCUUCUUUUGCAGAACAGUUGUCGUCUUUGAAAAACAAGGCCUCGAGACAGGCGGCGGACCUCUUCAGCGAGACUUCAUCUGAGAGCAACGAGAGUUAUGAAGAAGAGGAGCAGCCAGUGCGCCGUCAACGAAACACAGACCAGCCCUCGGACUACUGGCAGAUCCAGAAACUGGUCAAGUACCUGAGGGCAGGCGACCAAACGGCCACUUUGCUGACCCUCUACGCCCUGAUGGACUACGACCUGAAGCAAGAGACGUAUCAUCUGGCCAUGCAGGACUCAGGUGGCCUAAAAGUCCUCACUAACAUUCUACAUUUGGAGGAAGUCAAUCUCCAACUCGGGUCUCUGGGGAUUCUGAGAGAGAUCAGCCACAACGCGCAAACCCGCCGGGCCAUCGUAGACAACGGAGGACUGCGGAGCAUCGUCAACGUCCUGGACUCGCGAAAUAAAGACGUAAAGGCCUUGGCUGCCGAGACGAUUGCUAACUUGACCAGCUUCCGCAGGGCGAGGAGGACGGUCAGGAAUUACAACGGUAUUAGUAAACUUACCAAGCUGCUGGACUGCAGCGCAGAUUUAGCCAACGUGGAUCCGAGGCAUGAGAAGGAUGUGGAGGUAGCCCGCUUUGGCGUCUUAGCGCUCUGGAGCUGCAGCAAGAGUCCCAAAAAUAAAGAAGCCAUCCGUAAGGCCGGCGGCAUCCCUCUGCUGGGACGCCUGCUCAAGUCUCCACAAAUGAACAUGCUCAUCCCCGUCGUGGGCAUCCUACAGAACUGUGCCUCUGAGGAAAGCUGCAAGGCUGCUAUCCAGACGGAGGGCAUGAUUAAGGAUUUGGUCCAAAACCUCAGCAUUGACAACGACGAACUGCGGAUCCAUUGCGCUAACGUCAUCUUCCAGUGCGCAGAGAACAAGCAAACGCGGACCGCAGUGAACGAGCACAGAGGUCUGCCCGCCCUGGUUUCACUCCUGAGCAAGACGGACAACAAGCAGCUCAUGGCUGCCACCACAGGAGCCAUCUGGAAGUGUUCCCUCAGCUCCGAGAACCUGGACGUGUUUCAAGACUCUAAAGUCCUGGAGACCCUGAUCGGCCUGCUGACCAAUCAACCUGAGCAGGUGCUGGUUAAUGUGGUGGGAGCCUUGGCCGAGUUCGCCCAGAGACCCGCAAACAAGAUCACCAUCCGCAAGUGUGGAGGCCUCAAACCACUCGUCCGCCUUCUCAUUGGAAGAAACGAGGCGCUGUUGGUGAACGUCACCAGGGUGGUGGAGGCCUGUGCCACAGAUUUGGACAACAUGGCGAUCAUUCAGGAGCUUGAUGGAAUCCGCUGGGUAUGGAGCUUGUUGAAAAACCCCAGCCCAGAUGUUCAGUCCAGUGCGGCAUGGGCUCUUUGUCCAUGUAUUGAAAAUGCUAAGGAGGCGGGGGAAAUGGUGAGCUCGCUGAUGGGCGGCAUGGAGCUUGUUAUUGAUCUACUGAAGUCAUCCGACGACAAGGUCCUGGCGAGCAUGUGUGCCGUCGUGGCCAAGAUAGCCAAAGACAAGUACAACCUGGCAGUUCUGACUGAUUAUGAGGUGGUCUCGCUGCUGGCCAAGCUGACUGACAAACCCAACGACUUGCUCCGCUGCCAUCUGGCUCAGGCCAUCGCCCAGUGCUGCACGUGGCGCAACAACAAGGCGGCCUUCGGGGAGGCGGGAGUGGUGCCCCCCCUGGCACACUACUUAAAGUCCCAAGACAUGAAAGUGCGCCACAGUACAGUGUUGGCCCUGCACCAGCUGUCCAAGGAGCCAAACAACUGCGUCAUCAUGCACGGCGAAGGAGUGGUCAAGCCUCUGAUUCACUUCAUGGGCUCCGAUGAUGAGAAGAUUCGCAACGCCGCCGCCGACUGCGUGCGCAACAUUCGCGUGCUCUUUCCAGGCCAGGCCAGGGCCAAGAAAUCUGCACCAAAAUCACCAAAUCAGCACUGAACCCACGUGGCUGCCGUAUAAAUAAAAUCUUUUCUUUCUCUUAA
Messenger RNA from Dunckerocampus dactyliophorus (ringed pipefish), 3920 nucleotides. It is a transcript of the gene odad2, whose product is annotated as outer dynein arm docking complex subunit 2. NCBI's taxonomy places the organism in Eukaryota, Metazoa, Chordata, Actinopteri, Syngnathiformes, Syngnathidae. The transcript is spliced from 21 exons. The record is from RefSeq and is a predicted model, not a curated record. Gene Ontology annotation, molecular function: protein binding. Bases 805 to 3876 code for a protein of 1023 amino acids.